Molecule: messenger RNA, 1128 nt
Organism: Scedosporium apiospermum
Lineage: Eukaryota; Fungi; Ascomycota; Sordariomycetes; Microascales; Microascaceae
Exons: 6
Coding region: 1-1128 (375 amino acids)
Biological process (GO): protein folding; response to endoplasmic reticulum stress
Cellular component (GO): endoplasmic reticulum
Molecular function (GO): protein disulfide isomerase activity
Source: RefSeq, a predicted model, not a curated record
AUGAUGACGAGCAACAACUAUCGGCGACUGCUGUUUUGCGCCGGCGCGAUUGCGGUUUCGCCGACCUUGGGAUGGACGUUUACGAAGCCACACGACCUCGACAUCGCCAUCAGCCGUGACGAAAGCACAUUAAUAGCUUUUGUAAUGCCCGAGUUAGCAUCGUGCAAAAAACUAGAAUCAGAAUGGGAGCUCGUCGAAAAGAAGCACCCCCGGACUGCGGUGGUAGACUGUGGCGAAAACGCCGAAUACUGCUUCAAACAAGACGUCCUCACACAUCCCACCGUCCGAGUCUACUUCCCCGACAACACCAUGGAGAGAUACCGGGGACCGCGAAAAGCUGAUCCGAUACUCUCGUUCGUCAAACGCAUCCACCGACCAAUUCUGCCCGUGACAGACAAGAACGAAACUGCCUUCCUAAACUCCGACGAGGUCGUCAUCAUAGGACGCCUGCCACCGCUCACCGAAGAGCCUGAAUCAGAGCUCCUGCACAAGCGUUUCGCCGCCGUUGCACACCGUUAUCGAGAUCGCUACACCUUUGGCAUCCAGACCAUCACCGGCGACAGUUCCUCCGCCAGCCUCAAGUGCCAGAACAACAUCGACGGUCUCGGCCACGACACGCCGGAUCUCACCCGGGUCCCGGCCAUGGAGAGCUUCGUAAAAAUAUGCGGCACCCCCUUGGUAGGUGAGCUGUCGCGGAGAACAGAGCUUAGUCUCGUCAAGGCAAGCAAAUCUAUGGUUCACUACUUCACCGACUCCGAAGAAGACAAAGAAGCCUACAUAGCGGCCAUCCGACCGCUCGCUCAGAAAUACCGCGAAUACCUCAACUUCGUCACCAUCGACGUGAACGAGUAUCCCGACAUGACCACCAGUGUGGGUCAUCGGAAGGGCGCCUCGCGCGUCGUCGCCGUGCAGAACCCGCAUACUUGGCAGGCUUACCCGCUCGAGGAGGGAUCGGAGGUGUCGGCAGCGAGCGUGGAGCAGUUCAUACUCGCCAUUACGCAGAAUAAGGUGGCCCCGUGGGAUGGGACGCCCAAGGAGGAUAAGCUGGUGGAGACUGCGGAUGAGGGGGUUGGGGAGGUUGAGGAACAGGAAGAGGGAGAGACAAAUGCUAGUCACGACGAGCUGUAG